Molecule: messenger RNA, 4871 nt
Organism: Rhopilema esculentum
Lineage: Eukaryota; Metazoa; Cnidaria; Scyphozoa; Rhizostomeae; Rhizostomatidae
Source: RefSeq, a predicted model, not a curated record
AAUGGGCAAAAUCUCAGGAAACAUAAUUAUACAUUUUCAUUUCUCGUGCUUUGGUUUGGCAAAGACACUUGCAUAUAUUAUUAAAUCAGUGAUAUGCAACUGUGAGUUUGAAGAACAAGACGAGGUUCUCUUGAAUAGGCCAAGCAACUGCUCGCUUCAAGGCACUGUAGCAAGAGGGCUCUGUGAAUUUACAGUUGUCGCGUAGUUAAACUCGAAGUUAGACUCUUCCGUUCAUACGUGAAUGGCAAAAUGUUGAAAAACUUCGUCUACAUUCUUCUUCUUGUGCAUGUUUACGCUUAUGAUGUGGAUGAACUCAUACAGCAGCAACUAGAAGAAGAUUUUUCACAAGGUGAACAGGGGGACAAGCGAAUAAUAAUGCCAGGUACUCUUUGGUGUGGCAAUGGGAACAAGGCUGACAGCGAAGACGAUCUUGGCUCAUUCACUGAGGUAGACAUGUGUUGUCGUGAGCACGAUCAUUGCCCUCGCACGGUUGGAGCAUUCAAGAAACAAUAUGGCUUCAGAAACCUUUUUCUAUUCACUGUCAGCGAUUGCAAGUGCGAUUUCAUGUUCUACACUUGUCUGAAAAACGUAGAAGACCACAAAGUUGCAGCAAAGUUAGUUGGAAAGAUGUUUUUUAAUGUCCUGAGAAUGCCGUGUCUUAGAUUUAAUCGGGAAGGAACUGAAGCAUUUAAAACCCAUUCACGACGCUUCAAAUAAAGUGGAAAGAGCUCAAAUACUCAGUGUAAAAAGUAAUUCAGUUUUUAAGUCAAUUAAGGAGAGACUGCAUCAAUUCAUAUCGGGUUGUUCAAUGAAGUAAUCUAAUCUUUAGUUGCUUUCCUUGCAUUUAAUGAUUUUUUAUGAUAAAAUUCAGAUUUGAACUUCAAAAGAACACAAAGACUUUUCCAUCAUUACCACAAUACAUUUCUUUAAAGACAAUCUUUUGAAGGCACAAAACUUAAACUGAUUGGGCAACCUCAACAUUAAUGUGCUCGCGUUUCUGAUUGGCCUAUUUCGAUCCACAAUUGGGUAUAUAUAUUUGCUAGCGUAGAGUUUUCGAUCUAUGUUCUGACGCUUUAUAGUCAGACGAAAAGCUUAAGUAUAUUCAAAUGUUUGCUUUUUCAAAGCCAUUACUUCAAAGCUUUUUAAAAGUUAUUGUUAGCCUCGUUUUUAAGAAAGGGAGGGGUGUGCGAAAUAUAGUCUUGGGAACUUUCACACGUGGAUACAUGGGGAGCAACAAGAUAGUAAGGCAAAAUUAAAUCAAACAACGUAAACAGAUAUAGCACGAGCAAGAAAAAGAUGUCCUUAUGAAAAUAAAAAAGUGGAAAAUGUAGCAUGCUUUUUUAAACUAAAAGGAGACAAAAAAUGCACAGUUUGACGGAUUUAUCGAGUCUUUUAAUGGAAAUCCAUAACAAACUGUGGCCAGCAACAACGUAAUCUGGUGGUGAAUAAUAAAACAUGGAGAAAAAGGAGUUUCAAUAUAGAGUUGACUGAAAUCACUGAAAUUGGGUUGAAUGGUGAUUUGGUCUCGUCCAUUUGGAGGGCAUUCGUCACACCUCAAGGUGGAAAAGGAUAAGAAUAAAGGGUUUUUGGCAAAGGUGCCUUUUUAUACGUGUUUGUCAAAUCUCGUAGAGAAAGAAAAUAUUACAAGUUAUUAAUCAAAAAACGGUCUCAUGAAGAAAUAUGAUAAAUACAAUACGAAAAGAAGUAUAAUUAUGAAAACUAGGUGAUACAAUAUGAUGUAGUACGAGAUUAAUCAUAAAAAGAGUAGGAAUAAGGCAAUUAUGAACCCGAGAAGACUUGGUCUAGGCACUUUUCUCUGGAUUCUUUCAAAAAUAUCGAAUAAGCAGCUUCCAGCGAGGAAAACCAAAACGUCUAUUCACAUAUUCAAACAACGGUCUAUUCACAUAUUCAAACAACGUCUGCAACAAUAUUUCCAUGAUCUAGCUACCAGUUUUUUCAGACCUUGGUAAAAUGAAUAUUAAGCCAACCAGCUCAAUAAUACUCUUGAAAUCCUCAACCAAGAAACCUCGUUUUACAUACUGAGAAAUUGUAGAAAGUGAUUAUUUUUAAGCUGCUUUUAUUUCAGAAAUUUAUCCUGGAUUUUAAAUUUGUGCAAAGACCUUUCGUCUAAUGACCGAACUGCAAAGAUUCAAUUUACACAGUCUUCUUUAAAUAAACAGGCUUUGACAAAAAUAGACGAUAUCACAAAGAAGAUUAAUCAUGUUUGCUAUUUUGCCUUCUGUGUGGUAGAAACUCUCAACAGCUGGGGAUUUCAGCUUUUGAAGGAGACUGGUAUCAGUGUAAUACGUCAAAUGAUUGUCUACAGAGACGUAGGAGCCGGGGAGGCGCUAGGGCGCAUGCCCAGCUCAACUUUUGGAAAAAAUGCCCUUUUUCAAGAAGUAACCUCUUUGAAAUAUUACCCCCUUCUGUAAAAUGGUGCCCUUUCCAUCCUGUGUCCCUCCAACUUUGAAAGGCUUCCAAUGUCCCUAAAUGUGUAGCACGUACACGUAACUUUCAAAGCAACAUUAGCAAAGAGGAAGAAUGUAUUCAAAUUUUUACUUGUAUUUAAAUAUAGUCUCCUUGAGUGUCUUUGAUAUCAACUAAUCACCACAAUGGGCAGAAGGGGUAGAGUACCGAAGUGAUGAAAUUAUAAAAUCUAAAUGAUGAAAUUAUUAAACAUAAGUGAUAGAAUCAUAAAACUUUUUAGAAUUUUUGAUCUUGAAUCUAAUAACUUGAAAGUGCACUGUAAAAUGUCUGAAUAAGUGUAAAACCAGUUAUUAAACUUGGCUCUGAUCAGGCCACGCGAGCAGUCCCUUUCCCCAUCAAACCUCUGUUAUUUGGCUCUCGUUUUAAUAUCCUGGUUUUAAUAUAUGAUAUGGUUAAUAUCAUAUGUGAUUGGGAGGGUUUCAGAAAGUCAUUAAGCUAUGCACCGUGGUCAGUUUGUAAUGUCUUUGAUGAGGUGGAUGACCACAAAUGGUGCUGGGAAAAGAUUUACAAGGAUGUCAGAAAAGGAGAUUAUCAUAGAGAGAGAGAGAGACCAAAGUACGGGCAAAGUCUCAUCCCUGGUUGACAUCUAAGAUAAGGAAGGAAAUAAAUCAAAGGUACAAAUGUUUACAAAUUGCAUUGCACACUAACAAUCAAAAUAACUGGAAUGCAUACAAAAGAAAACGAAAUGACGUCACUUCUAUCCUAAGAGCAGCUGAAAGAAACUACUGGAAAAGUAGCCUAGCUGAGGCAGAGUGGAUCUAAAGACUUUUGGAAAUUUGUCAGAAGAUUAACAGGAAAGGAGAAAGAUAACAAGAGAAUAGGGCCAAUUGAGAAUGACGAAAAAGUCCUUGUUUACUCUGACAAAGAAAAGGCAGAAGCAUUUAACAAUUAUUUCACGGAUAUUGGCAAGAAUUUAGCAAGUCAGUUUCCUUUACCUGAUCAGUCUGAUUACUCUUACAUUACCAGAGUGCGCCCAACCCUGUCGGAAGUGUCAAACAUCUAUGAUACUCUAAAAAAGCAGUUGGACAAAAUGAAGCCUGGCAAAGCACCGGGGUCAGAUAAGAUAACACCAAGAAGGAUAAUAAUGUGUAAAGACGAACUGAAUCAUGGUUUAUAUAGUCUCUGUUACCACAGCAUGAAAUCAAGGCAGUUUCCUUCAGAAUAUAAAAUAGGAAAACUACGAUUGUCUUUCAAGAAAGGAAGCAGUGUAGAUCGUGGCAACUACAGACCUCUUAGCAUGCUAAGCACACCUGGUAAAAUUAUCGAGAGCGUUAUAUGCACUAAUGUAGAUAGUCACCUCGAAACUUCUCCGAAUCCGCAUCAAUGGGGAUAUAAAAAAGGCUUAUCUACUGAGAUGAUGCUUGUUUAUCUCACAGAGACUUGGAAAAAACUCACGGACCAAGGGAAAUAUGUGGGUGUAUUGUUCAUCGAUUUUCGAAAGGCGUUCGAUACAGUGGACCACAGUGGAAAUAUAGCACUGACAAUUCAAGGUUAUCUGAACAAUAGAUUUCAGUUCAGAGAAAUUGACAAAAGCACCUCAACACUCCGGAAAAUUGAGUACGGAGUACCACAAGGCUCACUCCUUGGGCCAAGAUUGUUUUCGAUGUAUGUAGACGACUUCCCUAAAGCCCUAAGUAAAGGUCAACUUGAGAUGUAUGCUGACGACACCACCGCAUAUUGUGAUAGCAGUACCAUGGACGAAGUAUGUGAAGAUUUGCAGACAAUGCCGAGGGACAUACACCAAUGGUGUGCCAAAAAUAGGCUAACUAUUCACCCUGAGAAAACGAAGCCAUGAUAUUAAACAGGCACAAAUUCAUUGGUCUCCUGAAUGAACUUAGUCUUGGUGAACAGACGAUAGAGUACGUGCACACUUCUGAAUGCCUUGGUGUUUUGACCGAUAGCAAACUGACAUGGAAACCCCAGAUUAAAUCGAUACGUAAAUCAUUUGUUGCCAAAGUGAAAAAGUUAAAAAAUCUGAAAUACUUGUCCCGAAAUUUCCUUGAGGAAAUUUACUUCACAACAGUAAUACCAAUCAUAACAUAUGAAAUAGCUUAAUGGGGUACAUGCAGCGAAAGCCUAUUUGAAGAAUUAGAGAACAGGCCGCAAGAGUAAUUAAGAGGAUUCCACCAAAUGUGAAAGACAGUGAGGUGUUGAAUGCAUCAAAAUGGGACUCAUUAAGCUACCAAUAUAAAAGACGAAUCCUUAUAUUUACGCUUUUUGAAUCAAAAACGGAAAGACACAGUAGCCGGUUGAAUCAUACACUCAGGAUUCCUAGAUACCGAACAGAAAUUGGCACUAAACUCAAUUUCCUUCAGAGGUCCUGUGUUGUGGAAUCCAUUAAGCAAAAAAAUGAAGAAUACAACCAUUGAAACGUUUAAAAAACA